GGAAUGGUCAGAGAAGGAACUUUCAAUCUGGUGUCUACAGAUUAGUGAUCUUGAGAAGUAUCCAACCAGUGAUGGGAAUAGGUCCCUAAAGCCUUUGCAAAGAAAACAAGCAUGGAACCAACCAUAAUGAGAGAGGAUUCUAAGGAAUAGAAGAGUUGGGACAACUCAACUAAGCCUCAGCAUUUAUGAUGGGAAAGCAUUUACUGCCAUCAUGUACUACAUAGUCCCUUAGGGUUAGAGAGAGUGUUCUCAGGGUGUCAGGAUCUAACUGGAUAUUAUGGUCUGGGGGUAAAUGGGAUUGGGGGUCUGAAUGAAUGGUGCUCAAAUCCUCCUACAACCACCUCUCUUCUGCCUAGAAUUGGAGCUGGCCAUUAGAGUCACCCUUUAUGCGGUGAUCUUUCUGAUGAGUGUUGGAGGAAAUGUGCUCAUCAUUGUGGUCCUGGGACUGAGCCGGCGCCUGAGAACUGUCACCAAUGCCUUCCUGCUCUCCCUGGCAGUCAGCGACCUCCUGCUGGCUGUGGCUUGCAUGCCCUUCACACUCCUGCCCAACCUCAUGGGCACAUUCAUCUUCGGCACAGUCAUCUGCAAGGCUGUUUCCUACCUCAUGGGGGUGUCAGUGAGUGUGUCCACGCUAAAUCUCGUGGCCAUAGCCCUGGAGCGGUACAGCGCCAUCUGCAGACCACUGCAAGCACGGGUGUGGCAGACACGCUCCCACGCAGCGCGGGUGAUCUUAGCCACAUGGCUACUGUCUGGACUACUUAUGAUACCUUAUCCUGUGUACACCGCAGUGCAGCCAGUGGGGCCUCGAGUGCUGCAGUGCGUGCAUCGCUGGCCCAGUGCUCGUGUCCGCCAGACCUGGUCAGUGCUGCUGCUAAUACUUUUGUUCUUCGUCCCGGGUGUGGUUAUGGCGGUGGCCUACGGGCUCAUCUCUCGCGAGCUCUACCUUGGUCUUCGCUUUGAUGGUGACGACAGUGAGACCCAAAGCAGGGUCCGAAACCAAGGAGGCCUGCCGGGUGGGGCAGCACCAGGGCCUGUCCACCAGAACGGGGCUUGCCGGCCUGAGACUAGCCUCCCUGGGGAAGACAGUGAUGGCUGCUACGUGCAACUUCCGCGUUCCCGACUGGAGAUGACAGCGCUGACCACGCCCACUCCUGGGCCAGGGCCAGGCCCUAGGCCCAACCAGGCCAAGCUGCUGGCUAAGAAACGUGUGGUGCGAAUGCUGCUGGUGAUUGUUGUGCUUUUCUUCCUGUGUUGGCUGCCAGUGUACAGCGCCAACACGUGGCGCGCCUUCGAUGGUCCAGGGGCACACAGAGCACUCUCAGGGGCCCCCAUC
This is a messenger RNA of Peromyscus leucopus (white-footed mouse), 1333 nucleotides long. RefSeq names its product gastrin/cholecystokinin type B receptor. Gene Ontology annotation, molecular function: cholecystokinin receptor activity; gastrin receptor activity. Gene Ontology annotation, biological process: phospholipase C-activating G protein-coupled receptor signaling pathway. The annotation marks the transcript as partial. The transcript has 4 exons. Gene Ontology annotation, cellular component: plasma membrane. The record is from RefSeq and is a predicted model, not a curated record. NCBI's taxonomy places the organism in Eukaryota, Metazoa, Chordata, Mammalia, Rodentia, Cricetidae.